AAGACCGAGAGAUCUGGAUUUGAUCGGUCUGGGGUUCCAUUAAGGAAGAAGAGAGCAGAGAUUUCCGUUGGGAUCCAUCGCCACCACGCAAUCAAGAAAAAGAAGAAAGCCGAGUAUUCCGAUGGGAUCCACGGCGACUGCGCAAACAACUGAUUACGAUGUCUUCCUCAGUUUCAGUGGCGAAGACACUCGCAGGAAUUUCGCAGACCAACUACGUGCUGCUCUGAGUAACCGAGGAGUCGUCGUAUUUGGAGAUGAUGAACUUUAUCGGGGAAUUAAAAGUUCAAAAAUUUCAAUUGUCAUUCUUUCAAGAAAGUAUGCCAGGUCAACAUGGUGCUUGGAUGAGCUUCAGCAAAUUAUGGAAUGCAAGGAAGUGGCUCGCCAGAUAGUUUUGCCUGUCUUCUAUGAUGUGAGCCCAUCCGAGGUACGAAAACAGACAGGCGAUUUCGGUGACUUUUUUGCCGAGCAUGAAGGACGUUUCAAAGACAAUAUCGACAAAGUGCGCGCCUGGAGGGAUGCUCUUCGUCAAUUAGCCAAUCUGUCUGGAUUUGACCUAUACAAGGACGAGGAUGGGUACGAGGCACAAUUUAUCCAACGAAUUGUUCAAUGGGUUUUGAAUACAUUGCAAACUGUGCCAUCUUAUCUUGAGGACAUAGUGGGAAUUGAGUCAAGAGUAGAGGAACUAAAUAGGCUUUUGGACAACAAAUCUAAUGAUGUUCGCUUCAUAGGGAUAUGCGGAAUGGGUGGGAUAGGCAAGACAACUAUCGCCAGAGUGAUUUUUGACAACAUUUCCAAUGAAUUUGAAAUUUUCACCUGGAUUACUUGUCGGGUAAGUCAAACACCACAGGGUGAUCUGCAACUGCAAAAGAAACUUCUUUACGAGGCUUUGAGGCAAGACAUAGAUGUUCCAAAUGUUAACGAGGGAGCCAUAAUGAUAAAGAACAUUCUAUGUAAGAGAAAGGUUCUUCUCAUUUUAGACAAUGUUGUCAACUUAGGCCAACUGAAAUCAUUGGCUGGAAACAAAGAAUGGUUUGGUUUGGGGAGCAGAGUCAUCAUUACGACUAGAGAUGUGAAUUUGCUAGGAGAGCAUGGUGUAGAUAGCAAAUAUAAAGUUGACUUAUUAAGUGAGAAUGAGGCUUUGCAGCUCCUCAAGAAGAUCGCCUUUAAAAAUGAUGAAUUUCGAGAAGAUUAUUUGGAGCUGUCUACACGGUUGGUUCAUAAAGCUGGAUACCUUCCUUUAGCACUCAAGACUGUGGGAUCCUAUUUGCUCCACAAAAGUCAGGAAGAGUGGCAUAAUGCAUUGGAAAAACUGGAGUCUGUUCCUACUGGAAGAAUUUCUGAAAUGCUUGAAACAAGUUAUCAUGCACUGCCGGACGACGAGAAAAGAAUAUUUCUAGAUAUUGCUUGUUUCUUUCGAGGAAUGGACAAGGAACGAGUGGUAGAGAUACUAGAUUAUUUUGGAUUUAAUGCGAUGGUUGGGAUGGAAGUUCUCGUUGAGAGAUCUCUCGUAACUAUUUCAAAUAACAAAGUGUUGAUGCAUGACUUGAUACAAGAAAUGGGACAACAAAUUGUACGCAAAGACUCUGUUGUGGAUCCGGGAGAGCAAAGCAGGUUGUGGCUUCAUGAGGAUGUCAUUCAUGUAUUGAGGAACAAUACAGGAACAAAUGUGGUUGAAGGUAUAGCCUUAGACUUGCCUAAAUUAGAAGAGGCAUGCCGGGACUUGGAGGCCUUCUCAACGAUGCAUAAUCUCAGAUUUCUCCGAAUUCAUAAUUUGCGAAUGGCCCAAGGGCCAAAAAAACUUUCUAAUGCCUUAAAGUUUCUUGAAUGGAGUGGGUAUCCUUCAAAACUUCUCCCACCAGAAUUUGAAUUUGAGCAACUUUGUGAAGUUAACUUGUCCCAUAGCAGCGUUGGACAACUUUGGAAUAGAACAAAGUGCUUAGGCAAUCUGAAAUUCGUCAAUGUUAGCUACUCCCAGAACCUGACCAGGACCCCGGACUUUACGGUUACUCCAAAUCUUCAUAGAUUAAUUCUUGAAGGCUGUACAAACUUGGUGAUGAUCCACCCAUCCAUUGCUGAGCUCAAAAGGCUUAUUUUCUUAAAUCUUAAAGACUGCAGAAGUCUUAAACGCCUUCCCAAAUGUUUUGAAAUGGAAAGUCUUCAAAUUCUUAUUCUUUCUGGUUGUUCAAAAAUUAAUAAAGUUCCAGAAUUUGUGAGACCUAUGGAAAACUUGUUGGAACUUUAUUUAGAUAAGACUGCUGUAGAACAAUUACCUUCUUCAAUCGAAUGUCUGACUGGCCUUACUGUAUUAAACCUGAGAGAUUGCAGAAAUCUCAGUUCCCUUGCAAGCAGUACUUGCCAGUUGCGUUCCCUCAAAAGUCUCAAUCUCAGUGGAUGCUCAAAGCUUGAAGAACUGCCAAAAAACUUGGGAAAGAUGGUUUGUUUGAAGGAGCUUGAUGUGGGCGGUACCUCUAUUAAUGAUCUACCAUCCUCCAUUUCCCGCCUGGAAAAUCUUGAAUUGUUAUCCCUUUGUGGUUGCAAAUCGAUGCGAAGAAAGAAGACAAGUCCAAUGAGUUUGCUGUUGCCGACCACUGAUUCUGGUUUGCUUUCUUUAACAGUACUGAAUCUCAGUGACUGUAAUCUUGAGGAGGUAACAAUCCUGGAAAAUCUUGGCUGCUUGUCCUCAAUAGUAUCACUUAAUCUAAGUAAAAACAGUUUUGUUAGUCUUCCCAAGAGCAUCACAGAGCUGUCUAAGCUUCAGAUUUUGAAUUUGGGUGGUUGUAAGAGUCUUAAAAAAUUGCCGGACAUUUCAGCAGAAUUGAACUUCAGUGUUGAGGGAAAAGGCAGUUAUUCACAGGAAAGGCUGUCAUCAUGUUUCAGUUUUAUUAAUUGCUUUGAAGUGGUUGACGACCAAGGCUGCAACAAAGUAGCAUUUGCAGCGUUAAGGAGAUUCCUUGAGGGAAUCCCUUACAUAGGGAAUAAAUUUGAAGCUAUAUAUCCAGGCAGUGAAAUUUCUGAGUGGUUUAGUGAUCAAAGUGAGAGGCCUGUGGUAAGCAUGGAGCUCCCUCGACACUGGUAUAAGAACGAGUGGAUUGGAUAUGCAUUGUGUGCUGUUUUCACUGUCCAUCGACAACUCCCACCUAAUCUGCUUGGUAAAUGGAACUACGGAACCCAUACCACUGCACAUGGUCUUCGUUGCGAAGUGAAGCCUGGGAAUUUGGGUGUAGGUGGCUGGUGUCCUUCCUUCGCCUGCAGUGAAGAAUUAGGGCAAAUUGAGAAAGAGCACCUUUGGAUAUCCUUUGUAUCUGGUGAACACUUUGGUACAACAUGGCAAGACAGUUGUCAUCACCUUGAGUUCACAUUUAAAACCUUGGGCUCUGGUUUGGAGGUGAAGAGGUGCGGAGUCCGUCUCAUCUACGAGAGAGAUUUGGUUGGAUCAAAGCAACCUUUUUGACCAAACAUCGCUUGUGCGCAAUCAUGAAUUUGACUAUCCCUUCAUCUAGAGGAAACAAGCAAAACAAGCAACUCCAGUGAGUACGAUGCAGUCUCAAAGAACAUCUGUUUAUCCAAGGAAGCUGGAAACCGGUUAUGAGAUGAGGUACUUUCUUUACCUGGUAAAUGAACUACGCAAAUAGGACGUGUCUUUUUUUAACUCAUGUAUAUUAUCUGAAUCGACGUCAUGCACAAUUUUAUUAUAGUUGUUUCUUUUUUCUGAGUGAAAUGCUUGAAAGGCGUUAUGGUAAUUAACAAUGCAUCCGUGAGAAUCAGAUUCAACUGUAUUUGUUUAAUGAGUGUGAAUUGCAUUGGAAUGAUCUGUCUGUACUUCUUGCUUAGACCUUAUGCAUCUGAAUUCAGUCCUCAAUGAUAUCCAAAUUGAUAAAUUGCUCAUCAUCUAGACGCCUAACGUUGACCAUAAAAAAAUAUGGACCCCAAAAUUAGAGGGGUAUUUGAAUCAUCAAAAACUUUGACGGGGCAGUGGUGCAAUGCCCUUCCUUUUAAUUCAGAUUUUCUGAAGGAACCCAUGUUAGGCUACAUACAGGUUUCUGGGAAAGUUGGAGUAAGGGGUUGUACAUUGAAGAAUGUAAUUGAUAGGCUAAAACUAUGAGUGAGUUUGUUGUUUCUAGUAAAGGCGAUUUUAAAAGAUUCAAAAGAUAUGAUGCCACUUAAUAUGGUCUAAUAAUAUUCCUCUUCACUGUCU
Malus domestica (apple) is the source of this 4195-nucleotide messenger RNA. RefSeq names its product TMV resistance protein N-like. The record is from RefSeq and is a predicted model, not a curated record. Gene Ontology annotation, molecular function: ADP binding; protein binding. Lineage: Eukaryota; Viridiplantae; Streptophyta; Magnoliopsida; Rosales; Rosaceae. Gene Ontology annotation, biological process: defense response; signal transduction.